UAUCGGAGCGUUGUGAUUGGCCGCGGCAUGCGAGUCUGAAGCUAUGAGCUGGCGACGGGGGCCUUGCAAGAGCUUCGCGAUCAGCGUCAUCCAGAUCAUAACCAUCAUAUGCCAAGUGUUGACGGAGGAGCCUCGCUUCGCGGAACCGAUCCCCAACGUGACGGUGGCGCUCGGCAGGGAUGCCAGCCUGCCGUGCGUCGUCGAGCACCUCGGCACUUACAAGGUGGCAUGGAUCCACAUCGACCGUCAGAUGAUCCUGACGAUCCACCGGCACGUGAUCACGCGGCUGGCGCGGUUCAGUGUGUCCCACGACAACGCCAUGACGUGGCUGCUGCACGUCAGCCAGGUGCAGCAGGAGGAUAGGGGCUACUACAUGUGCCAGGUCAACACCAACCCCAUGAUCAGCCAAGUGGGGUACCUGCAGGUUGUUGUGCCACCGAACAUCCUGGACGAGGAGUCCACACAGUCAGCAGUGGCAGUCCGCGAGAACCAGAACAUUAGCCUGGUGUGCAAGGCGGACGGCUUCCCCGCGCCGAAGAUCAUGUGGCGGCGAGAAGACGGCCAGCCCAUCUCCGUGGAUAGGAGGAAGAAAGUGACGGUGUACGAGGGGGAGACGCUGAGCCUGCAGCGCAUCAGCCGCACCGAGAUGGGGGCGUACCUGUGCAUCGCCACCAACGCGGUCCCGCCAUCCGUGUCCAAGCGCAUCAUCGUCGACGUUGAGUUUUCCCCGAUGAUCUGGGUGCCGAACCAGCUGGUGGGCGCGCCGGCCGGCACUGACGUCACAGUGGACUGCCACACGGAAGCACAUCCUCGCGCCAUCUCCUACUGGGUCUACGACAACGUGAUGGUCCUGCCCACCAAGAAGUACGCCAUCAAUACAGAGGAGAACUCUUAUAGGGCUCACAUGAAGCUGACAGUACGGAACCUUCAGAUCGGUGACUUCGGCAACUACCGGUGCAUCUCCAAGAACUCCCUGGGCGAGACUGAAGGCUCUAUCAGGCUGUAUGAGAUCCCAAUGCCUUCCACGUCACCCAAAGCGACCGAGAUGAAAAGCAAUGCCAAUAAAGAGAGUACAAGAAGUCUGCACUGCUGGCGGCAGUCGUUUGUGGCUGUUAUCAUAUUGGUUCAGAUGGAUCUAGUUUGAUUACUUUGUCCACUUUAUUAGGAUUAUUUUAAUAUUUAUUUUACGCCCUUUACAUAAUUUAUUUAUCAUAUCAAUAAUAUUUUAUUUAGGUAAAACAAUCAUAAAUUAAAUAUACAUAUACCAAAAUAAUUAUAAACUGGUAAUUUGUCUAUUAUUAUAAAUAGUAAAUUGAAACAUAUCAUCCUGGGGUGUCCUGUCAUAUCCUGAAGUGAAGUUGAGAGAGUGAUUUUAUAUUUGUAUGGAUAUUCAGUUUACCUUCCCGAUAUUAAAUACGAGUAGUCUGUAAGUCUAUCCUCAGAACCCAGCUGAUUUUACUCCUACUAUUUCUAGUGAUAAUCCUCUCAUUGUUUUAUGACUAUAUUUGUGGCUAAGUCGACGGUUAUAUUUGUAUAUUUUGUAGUCUCUUUCCACACCCUAAGAUUUAAUUCUUAUACGCGGUCUAUUCGUGUCCUAUGUCCUUCCAGAGAUAGUCUAGUAAUAAAUAAACUAUUUAUGAUAUUCAUUGUGAUGCCGUGCUUCGCAUAGCUACGAGUAUACCUUACCCUCAUACAACUUAAUGUGCCAAAUUUUGUAAAAUUAUAGUUUUUACUAAAAUAUAUGUAACCCGUUUCUAGUCAAUCCUGUUAAGUUGAAAAAUAAUUCCGUUAUUGAAUAAAUAAUUGUUACAGUGUUCAAUAAUUUUAAUGUUGUUUUCAGUAGUGUUUCCAUUAGUGUAUCGAAUAACCAAGCUUGCCCCUCACGCUUGUUAAAUAAAUGUAAAUAAACAAAAUUGAUGCACAGUAAGAACGAUAAAUUUUAAACGAUUAUAUAAAACUUCAUAUUUGAUAUUAUUUGUUAAUCAAUCGACCUAGAUAUACCUACGUUAAUGUAUAAAAUUGUAUCUUUUAUUAAAAAUAAGAGAUAUAUCACUAGGCUAUAUUUACGUACCUUUACUGUACAGAUUGUGUGAAUUUUGACGAUGUAAAUAAAGAUAUUAAAAUUAGU
Messenger RNA from Pectinophora gossypiella (pink bollworm), 2128 nucleotides. RefSeq names its product lachesin-like. The record is from RefSeq and is a predicted model, not a curated record. The coding region runs from base 44 to 1144 and encodes 366 amino acids. Gene Ontology annotation, cellular component: neuron projection. Lineage: Eukaryota; Metazoa; Arthropoda; Insecta; Lepidoptera; Gelechiidae. The transcript has 8 exons.